AUGGCGGCAGAAAAUGUUGAGAUGCAACAGGCUCAACAUGUGCCGGCCUCCUCCGCCCCGAUUGAGAAUGUGCCAAUCAAUCAUGGGGAAAAGCAAAAAAAAUUCACAGGUCUGACACGUAUCUUGACCGAGGAAACUCCCAAGGUUGUUAAGGGUGUAGAUGAGGUGAACACUCUCCUUCUGAUCGACAAAUGGAACGAUUCUGAGUUCCUCUGUCGAAACUACAUCCUUAACAAUCUUGCCGACUCACUCUAUCUUGUGUAUUGUGAGAUGAAAAUGGCAAAGGAACUGUGGGAAUCUCUGGACAAGAAAUAUAAAUCCGAGGAUGCUGGGGCCAAAAAGUUUAUUGUUGGUCGUUUCCUGGACUAUAAGAUGAGUGACUCGAAGUCUGUAAUCAGUCAAGUCCAGGAGCUUCAAGAACUCUUACAAGAAAUUCACUCAGAAUGUAUGACUCUGAGCGAAACCUUCCAAGUGGCAGCUAUCAUCGAAAAGCUACCAACUGGCUGGAAGGACUUUAAGAAUUAUCUGAAGUACAAGCGGAAGGAAAUGAACCUGGAGGAACUUGUUGUUCGCCUUCGUAUAGAAGAAGACAAUAAGAAUUCGGAGAGAAAACUGUUCUCUCAGGCUACUGUAAAAGCUAAUGUUGUUGAGCAUAGACAAAGCUCAAAACGGAAGCAUCCAAAAUCUUCCACGACGCAACCCAAAGGACAAAACAUGAAAAAAAAAAGUUCUUAG
Molecule: messenger RNA, 735 nt
Organism: Zingiber officinale
Lineage: Eukaryota; Viridiplantae; Streptophyta; Magnoliopsida; Zingiberales; Zingiberaceae
Exons: 2
Coding region: 1-735 (244 amino acids)
Source: RefSeq, a predicted model, not a curated record